AUGGAUUCGAAGGACGGAUCUUCUCGCUUUCAUUUCCACUCGAUCGACUUCGACAAUCCUUGUCCUCGACAACCAAAUGGUACAGAUAGUUCGACUCUUUCUCCUCAGCUUGGCAGCUGUAGGCACUCAGGCAUAUCAUAAACGAUCUCAUGGCCAUGCUCCAUCACCGGCAGCAUCCCAAGAUCUCAAACUAGCCACUCGAGAUGGAAUCGUCAAACGUGGCGAAGCUCUCAAACGCGGAGAUAUUCGACCUCGAGGUACGACCGCAAGCUACCCAGACUGUUCAGGAUUCCACUCGACACUCACAACCAACGAUCAUGCCGUAUACUAUAACACGCCUCUGACGGUUGGGUACGCUCAUUCGCGACACGAGUCGUGCUUCAAGGAUUGUCUCGCUGCUUGCUGUUCCCUAUCGACUUGUACCGCUGCUUCCUUUGACCCUACUGAGAGCCAUGGUCACAAGAAUUGUUUCUUGUACGACGAUAAGGACGCCAGUGUGUUCAAUUAUGGCACCGAUUCCCACUAUACGCUGGCAAUCAAUAGGAGAACGUGUGCUCACAACGCUGCCAACGGUAAGCAGGCCGGACCUUCAGAAUCUGCCGAGUGUGGCUAAUCGUUUGAACGCAGCUGGAGACUCGAGACAAUGCUGCAAUGCGCCCUUCAGACCUCCCUUGUUGCGUGGUAAUCACUGAUUAUAGAUGGCUGGGCGAAGGAGAUAGAUGAACGAUGAUCAUGAUCCGUAAUGAAACCAGGACAUUCCCCUUUAUGGUCGUCAUAUCAUAUUUUA
Messenger RNA from Kockovaella imperatae, 787 nucleotides. RefSeq lists its product as hypothetical. NCBI's taxonomy places the organism in Eukaryota, Fungi, Basidiomycota, Tremellomycetes, Tremellales, Cuniculitremaceae. The record is from RefSeq and is a predicted model, not a curated record. Bases 77 to 613 code for a protein of 178 amino acids. The transcript has 2 exons.